This is a messenger RNA of Trichophyton benhamiae CBS 112371, 666 nucleotides long. RefSeq lists its product as uncharacterized. Gene Ontology annotation, molecular function: protein binding. The transcript has a single exon. NCBI's taxonomy places the organism in Eukaryota, Fungi, Ascomycota, Eurotiomycetes, Onygenales, Arthrodermataceae. The record is from RefSeq and is a predicted model, not a curated record. The coding region runs from base 1 to 666 and encodes 221 amino acids.
AUGACCGUCGCAGCGCAGACUCCCAUGCAGCGAGCGUGGCCGCAGCCCUCGCAUCCGGCCGCCGUCCGCGUCGUCUCCUCCCGCCUGCUCGCCUCCAUCGACCCUCACGAAGAUGCAGAUGCAGAUACAGACUCCUCUGCAGACUCCUCUGCAGACGAUGAACAGGAGAAGCAAAAGGCCGCCUCCUUCUGUCUGACCGCCGUCGCCGCCCGCGAUAUCCCAGCUGCCUCGCUCGUCGCCCGCAACACGUCCACCACGCUCGCCGCCGUCAAGGCCUACUCGACCGUCCAGGUCUCCCGCAACGCCCACAUCGAGCUCAACUCCGACCUGCUCUACUGCAACCACUCGUGCGACCCCAACGUGCGCUUCGUCACGUCGACGCUGGCGGCGGACAGCCUGGCCGGCCCGCCUGGGGCCCCCGUUGCCGGUGCGCUGGAGGUCUGGAGCACCCGCGCCAUCCCCGCCGGCGAGGAGUUGCGCUUCUUCUAUCCCAGCACCGAGUGGGAGAUGUCGCAGCCCUUUCGCUGCUCGUGCGGCGCCAGCCAGUGUCUCGGCUGGGUCGACGGCGCGAAGAAGACGGCCGCCGAGGUGCUGCAGCGGUACUGGCUGAGCGACCACAUCAGGGCGCUGCUCGGAGAGAGAGAGGGAGAACGAGAGGGCAAUUGA